GUAAAAACCUGAUUUACAAUGGAAAAACUGCUUGUCUGCUUGUUGGUUAUUGGAAUGGCAGUGAAGGCCCAGAUCUGUCCGAAGCGCUGCGUCUGUCAAGUUCUAUCCCCCAACCUCGCAACACUCUGUGCCAAAAAAGGGUUGCUCUUUGUUCCGCCCAACAUCGACAGGCACACCGUGGAGCUCCGGCUAGCUGAUAACUUUGUCACCAGCAUAAAACGGAAAGACUUGGCCAACAUGACCAAGUUGGUGGAUCUUACUUUGUCAAGGAAUACAAUAAGUUACAUCACUCCACAUGCGUUCGCGGACUUGGAGAACUUACGAGCCUUGCAUCUAGACCACAACCGGUUGACACGAAUAGCCAAUGAUACCUUCAAUGGCAUGUCUAAGCUGCAUCACCUGAUUCUGAACAACAACCAACUGACCCUCAUCCACAUGGGAGCCUUUAACGACCUACUAGCCCUCGAAGAACUGGACUUAUCCUACAACAACCUGGAGACCAUCCCCUGGGAGGCCAUUCAAAAGAUGACCAGCCUACACACUCUUAGUCUGGACCACAACAUGAUCGAAUACAUUCCUGAGGGGACUUUUUCCCUCCUACAGAAGCUCAACCGCUUGGACGUGACCUCCAACAAGCUCCAGAAGCUUCCACCGGACCCACUUUUCCAGCGGGCGCAGGUUCUGGCCACGUCUGGCAUACUGAAUCCCUCCUCUUUCGCUCUGAGCUUUGGAGGAAAUCCUUUACACUGCAACUGUGAGCUGCUGUGGCUUCGGCGGCUCAAUCGUGAGGACGACCUGGAGACCUGCGCCACACCUUCGCACCUUUCUGGACGCUAUUUCUGGUCCAUCCCGGAGGAGGAGUUCCUCUGCGAGCCGCCCCUCAUCACCCGCCACUCUCACGAGAUGAGGGUCCUGGAGGGCCAACGGGUUGCGUUGAAGUGCAAAGCCAGGGGAGAUCCAGAACCUGCCAUUCACUGGAUAUCUCCCGAUGGGAAGUUGGUUUCAAACUCGUCACGCACCCUGGUUUACAACAAUGGCACAUUGGACAUCCUUAUAAGCACAGUAAAGGACACAGGCUCUUUCACGUGCAUUUCCUCGAAUCCUGCCGGGGAGGCCCACCAGACCGUGGAGCUGGUCAUCAUCAAGCUUCCACACAUUAGCAACAGCACCAAUAACAUCCAAGAGCCUGACCCGGGAUCUUCUGACAUCUCCACUUCGACAAGGGCAGGAGCAAACGGCAGCAACCACACCGGCGAUGUCAAGACCAACUCCGAUAAGAGGGUGGUUAUGGCAGAAGCCACUUCGUCCACAGCACUCAUUAAAUUUAACUUCCAGAGGAAUAUACCUGGAAUACGCAUGUUUCAGAUUCAGUAUAAUGGAACCUACGAUGACUCUCUUGUUUACAGAAUGAUUCCCCCAACGAGUAAAAACUUCCUGGUGAAUAACCUGGCUGCCGGGACGCAGUACGACCUCUGCGUGCUGGCCAUUUACGAUGACGGCAUAACCUCGCUGACGGCUACGCGAGUUGUGGGCUGUGUGCAGUUUACCACCGAAUCCGAAUAUCUGCGUUGCCACUUCAUGCAAUCCCAGUUCUUGGGUGGCACUAUGAUCAUCAUCAUUGGGGGCAUAAUCGUCGCCUCUGUCCUCAUCUUCAUCAUCAUCCUCAUGAUCCGCUACAAGGUGUGCAACAGCGGCGACUCCGCCAAGGGGACCUCGGUCACCGACGUGCACUCGCAAACUAACGGUGCACAAUCCCAGGGCUGUACUGUCACGCCGUCCGCGUCCAAACAAGGUGCUUUGAGCUUGGAGGAGGGCGAGGGGUGCAAAAAGAGCUCAGCCGUGCCUCUUCCUCCACCUCCAGAUUCCCAAACCCACACCUCAGAGACCUCCAUCCCAGACUGCUCCACCUCCACUUCCCUGGUAAGCCAAAGCUGGACGACUCCCGGCUCUUCAGGGUCACUAAAGCCAAAGCGCAAACCAGCGCCAAAGCCCAUCCCGGCGGCCUGCGCUGAGCCCAAAGUAGAGGCGCUGCUCAACGCAGAGACACAAAACACCAACCGCAACAACUCCACCGCUCUUCAGCAGCCAGACCCAACCCCUCCACCCCCUCCAUCCCGCUUCAAAGACACUCCGAUUUUAAGGAGGGCUCGUCCAUCUUCGUCCAAGUAUAUGACACUGCCCGUGGAAGGUGCACGGGCUAAACGCAGGUACUCUUUGAACGAGAACCUGUCGAAACAUCACUGCUACAUUGGCUCGCAGAAGCUGGGCAACAUGUUUUGCAAGCGGAGUAUGUCCGUGAACGGAAUGCUAGUCCAAAUGGCAAACUCGAAUCUAGACAGUGAGAAAACUGCAUUUUCCAGUUCAGAGUGGAUUCUAGAGAGCACCGUGUGAAUGUACGACUGCUGUAGACUAGAUGGAGUGCCCGCAUCUCAUUGUGUACGUGCGUCCGUGUGUGUGUGUGGGUGGAUGUGUAUAGGCGCUCAUAGUAUAUAAAUGUGUGUGAUCGUAUGAAUGUGCACGUUUUGCACCAUUUCUUUUGUUUCCAUCCGCAAAUCAUAUUUUCUGCUGUCUUUUUAUUAAUGUUUUCUGGAAACCCAUGGAUUAAUGUGGAUAUUUGCCUUGAGGGAGGUGCGAGAGCCGCUCUGAUCAAGAUCCAUAUCAAUCACCCGAGAGAGACACGCCUCCAUCUUCACUGCACACGCCGAGCGUCACGGUAAGAGGAAAGCAUCGGUGCCUUCCUGUGUCCUCUUACCAGGGGCUCCUACUGGAUACGAGCUUUGUGUCGGUUACACGGAUGGAAAGAAACAUAAGAGAUUUCACAAAAAAGCCUUUCUAUUCAAGGAAAUGACAUUUCCUGCAUAUUAUAGAGGAAAAAAACAACUAUAUAAGGACUUGAUACUGGGACCUGUUAUUAAAUUGAUAUUUUUUAAAAAAUCAAAGCGUUUUCUUUUCUGUGACAUUGAUUUUGCCUUUGUUUUAAGGCAUAAAAAACCAUGUACAUAAAGACAACAUCUGCUGUGUUCUUA
This is a messenger RNA of Sinocyclocheilus grahami, 3026 nucleotides long. RefSeq names its product leucine-rich repeat and fibronectin type-III domain-containing protein 5. Gene Ontology annotation, molecular function: protein binding. Bases 19 to 2391 code for a protein of 790 amino acids. The transcript has 2 exons. Lineage: Eukaryota; Metazoa; Chordata; Actinopteri; Cypriniformes; Cyprinidae. The record is from RefSeq and is a predicted model, not a curated record.